UAAAGAAUCUUGCUGGUAGAGUCAUGACACUGUCUACAGUCACAGUUGCCAAUACCUGGUUGAAGUCUAGACACAUCGGUGUUCCUAAGGACUGGCUGGAAGCUUGCGUAGACUGGAUUACAGAGGAGAAUCAGGGAGUUCAACUUUCUCAGACACAGCUGAAUGGAUUAAUAUUUGAGCAGUGGCUUCUGGCAGACCUCCAUGAGAUUGGUUCGAACUGCUUGCCUGAAAAGAUUAAAUCUACCACCAGAUUCCAACUUAAUGGAACUUUUGCCUUACAAGUUGACUCCAUGGUUGAUGUGGGUAAGCCUUACUAUGGACAGCUACAGAGGGUGCAGGGAGCAGACAAUGUAAAUGUGGAAGUAACAGCGGAACCUACACCACCGUGGGAGCCAAAGCCAACUCGCAUGAUGAUGCUGAACUUGACAGAUGGUAGUAUUUCUUUACAAGGGAUGGAAUACAAACAAAUUGUAUGUCUGAACAGUCAACUAAAACCAGGCUGUAAGAUCCUUGUUAAGGGCAAUGUUCCUUGUCGCCGUGGCAUACUCAUGUUGACUGCAGACAAUGUAACGGUGCUGGGAGGUGAAGUGGACACACUGAUAGAAACCAACACACCAGAAAAUUCCCUGAAACUAGCAAUGGAACAAAGUUUACAGCAUUCCGGGAAGGAGUAUCACCAGGAUUUCUCAAAUGAUGUCAUGAUCAAAGCAAAGAGCAAAAAAAUCAAAAUGGAGUUGCCAUCAGAAGCACAGCAGCUUUUAACAAAGGGCAGGACACAAGCAGCUGAACCUGUGAAAGCUAAUGCAUACAAUACAGUGCCCCAUAAGCAAGAAGUUUUGAAAGUGGCAGACGAAUGGGGAGAUGAUAUUGGAUUAGAUGAUUGGCUGGAGGAUGACUUUGAGAUGGAGACUGUCCCUCCUCAAAUGACCACUGCGACAUUAGUUAACCCUCAAAGCUCUGGACAGUGCAAGACUAAGGCACUAAAGCAACACUCACUCGGAAUGAAUUCAUCUGUACCUCAGAUGUCAGUAAAUCAUAAGGUCAUCUCAUCUCUGCCUGUUUCUGACUCUUCUGGUACAGGUAGAGCAAACUCGGGAUAUAGAAAUGAAAGUUUUCAGGAUGCUAAGGAAAUAGAAAGUGAUUCUCAGGCAGUUAAAAAAACAAAUUCAAAAACAAAGGUUUGUGAUGUCACCAAGAACGAUGCUAAAUAUGAUGCUUUUCCGGGAAAUCAAACCUCUACGGCAAUACCUAUAAACAGUGAGCCACAGAAAACUAAUUAUUCAGAACUUGCUUCAGAUAUUGAUGUAUCUGUAAUUGACGAGAACCUUUUUGAUGACAUGGAUGAUUUUGAAAUGUCAGCUUGUGGUGAAGAUAGUACUAUCCCUCCAGAAAAACAUGGAGGGUUGCAGGAAGUGAAUACAUUUAUCUCGGGAGAAAAGAAUCAACCACUACUUCCAGUUCUGAGGAAAAAAAUGUUCAACAGUUCCAGAAGUCCAGAGAAUAUCAAGAAAGAAAUCACAACUUCACAACCAACAACUAAUCAAUAUCAAAAAGCACAAAAUAAUUCUACAAGCCAGUCAAAAAUUGUAACACCACAGAGAGAGGAAGAAAAGGCUACAAAACCACCAAUUUCUAUCGCUAUUACGAGUCCCCUCAGGAUUACAAACCAGCAAACAAGAAUUGAUGAACUCCCCGUGGAUGCGGAACCCUUCACCUAUCUGAGUUUUGUAAAGAAGCAGAUGCCCGUUAAUCAGCCAGUCAGAUUCAAAGUUAAAGCAUAUGUUUCGACACUGACAGACAAGCUUAGCAGACCAGCAGGAAUUAGAUGGAUUCUUCCCUGUAAAAUAAAUGAUGGCUCUGCAGUAAUGGAUGUGAAUCUCUCUGAUAAGGUUCUCACAGAUCUCAUAGGAUUUUCGGCUCCAGAGACUAUGGAGAUGAAACGUAUGAAACCAGAUAGUUUUCUCAUGAAAAGGCUCAAUAAGGGAAUCCAAAACUGCCAGCAGUCCAUUAUCAAUCUUCUCUGUGUGAUGGAGAUAAUGAUAGCCCCUGGUGAAACAAAACCGGAGAUUUUGUCCCUGAGAGAUUUAAAUGAAGAGGACAUUGUGACACUUCAGACCAGAGUUUCAAAUGUAUUAUGUAAAACGGACAUCUCAUUAGAAUGUGAAUAAAAUAAAUGGAUUAUGUAAAAUGGACAUCUGAUUAGAAUGUGAAUAGAAUAAAUGUUUUAUGUAAAACAGACAUCUGAUUAGAAUGUGAAUAAAAUAAAUGCUUUUAUUCAUGCAUUUA
This is a messenger RNA of Ostrea edulis (European flat oyster), 2286 nucleotides long. Its product is annotated as recQ-mediated genome instability protein 1-like. Lineage: Eukaryota; Metazoa; Mollusca; Bivalvia; Ostreida; Ostreidae. The record is from RefSeq and is a predicted model, not a curated record. Gene Ontology annotation, cellular component: nuclear body; RecQ family helicase-topoisomerase III complex. Gene Ontology annotation, molecular function: nucleotide binding. The coding region runs from base 24 to 2168 and encodes 714 amino acids. Gene Ontology annotation, biological process: double-strand break repair via homologous recombination; resolution of meiotic recombination intermediates. The transcript is spliced from 13 exons.